CGGUAACAGCUGUGAUUGUCACGGACAAGGGCGCAGCCACAAGUAAAGAUUUUUUUUAUUCUUCUUUGAACUUUAAACAGAGACAAGCUUUGUCUCAUCGAGCAGUAAGUUUACAAUGUCAGAAUAUGUUAAACCGAACUCUACAAAGCACAGUAAAAUUAAUUAUUUGCUAUUAAAUUAAUUUAAAAUAUAUCGAGGGCAUGAACGUACAGAAUAGGCUUAAUGACAAUAAAGCAGCACUGGUGAAUUUGGAUCAUGUUAUUAUAAACGAAGUAUCACGGUCUGGUUUGAGAAAGAACAAAGUUUUGAUGACACUUAUCGUUACCAACACUUGUUCUUCUCUGUUGGAAGAUAUGAUUUCCUCUUUGAAUUAUAAAAUUGUUUCAACUUCAAGUAUUACCAUGAAAGUUAUCGGAUCGUCUGCCAAUUAUAUUCGCACUAUUUUUCGACUUCUCUGUUUUCACCUACGUUUAGACGAAACGUUUAGAUGGUUGAUAAACUCUAAAUUUACCAAUUCGAGUGGCGUCUGUAGAAUAUUUGUGAGCGAAGCGUUGAGGUUUGUCAUGAAUAAAGUGUACGCUGACUGUGUGAAACUGAAAGUGAAGACAAAAAUCAUUAAGGAGUCAAAGAGCUGUACAAAGAGUAAAGGUCAGGAAAGGUUCAUGAAUACACCGGCCAAAAGAAAUGAGGCCUACAUCCCAACGGAAAUUGAACAUGUUGCCAAUAUUGUGACUCAUGGGCUCUGGGUGUUACCAAGCGUACUAGGGUUGUUUUUCUUGGUGUACCAGUCGUCCAGCAGCCCUGAGUACAUCAGUGCCAUUAUCUACGGGUUAGCCCUUAUUGGUCUGUUCUCUGUGUCAACUGUCUUUCAUUCUGUCUUCUACUCUGGACGCUUUAGACUUUUGAAAGAAAUCUUACACCGAUGUGAUAGAGCCGUGAUCUACAUUUUCAUCGCAGCUUCCUACACCCCCUGGUUAAUGUUGAAAGAUUUGGAGCCUGAAGCCUGGUCGAGUGAACUCUGCUGGUUUGUGUGGGUUAUGGCCAUAUGUGGAAUUGCGUAUCAGAACUUAUUUCAUGAACGAUAUAAAACCUUGGAGACCUGUUUCUACCUGAUCAUGGGGAUUAUUCCUGCUGCUGCCGUCAUGCACAUGGUAUAGUAGAAAUUCAAGUAUAACAUUCGUAAAGUUUUGAUCAUUUUUAUAAAAACAGAAGCGGCCAUUGUGG
Limulus polyphemus (Atlantic horseshoe crab) is the source of this 1224-nucleotide messenger RNA. RefSeq names its product monocyte to macrophage differentiation factor 2-like. Bases 201 to 1157 code for a protein of 318 amino acids. Gene Ontology annotation, cellular component: membrane. The record is from RefSeq and is a predicted model, not a curated record. The transcript is spliced from 6 exons. NCBI's taxonomy places the organism in Eukaryota, Metazoa, Arthropoda, Merostomata, Xiphosura, Limulidae.